Aspergillus puulaauensis is the source of this 4956-nucleotide messenger RNA. It is a transcript of the gene DNA2, whose product is annotated as bifunctional ATP-dependent DNA helicase/ssDNA endodeoxyribonuclease DNA2. Gene Ontology annotation, biological process: replication fork reversal. Gene Ontology annotation, cellular component: cytoplasm. Bases 1 to 4956 code for a protein of 1651 amino acids. The transcript is spliced from 5 exons. NCBI's taxonomy places the organism in Eukaryota, Fungi, Ascomycota, Eurotiomycetes, Eurotiales, Aspergillaceae. Gene Ontology annotation, molecular function: single-stranded DNA helicase activity; 5'-flap endonuclease activity. The record is from RefSeq and is a predicted model, not a curated record.
AUGAACCCCGUUUAUAAGGGACCACAGCCAAUUCCAGCCUCUACAGCUUCACGCUCGAAACUAGAUACAUUCCGAUACAAAAAUGAUAACGAUAAUGGUUCUGGAAUACCGACCAUGAAGACCUCCCCGCAAAAGGGCCAUACAAACAAAGAAAACCAGACAUCCUGGUUAAAUGGGGUGGUGGAACGAGAAGAGUCGAAGCAGAAUGGACAGCAGCAAUCACAAGGGAUUGCGGAGAGUAAACCCAUCAAAGAUUGCCCGCAAACACCUGGUAAUAGGCUGCCUUUGGCAGACCUUAUUGGCAAUGCAGAAGAUGCCUUUAGCCGGGCACCUGUAGGACAAGAAUUUACACCAGAAGACUAUGUUAUUUGGCAACAUGCUCCUCCUAGCUCGAAUCCAAGCACCCAAACACCCGCAACGCAAAGCAAAAAGCGUCGUCAUAGCGAGUCUCCGAGCAGCUCCCCGUUAGCCAGUUCUAAAGGUGCCCGAAAGGGAUCUUUUGACAUGCAGUCUUUCCAGGCUCUGCUCAAGACGCCACAGAACGACCUCGCGGCAGAUCUUUGGAAUAAUUAUGUCGCCAAAACAGGUACACACGUUCCAGAUCUUCAACAGCCUCGCUUUGCGAAUCUUCUAUCGUCCUCUCCACAUACACCCGGAUCGGCCAGGACAGGCCAAGACUCUUCAGGGUUGAGACGAUCAAUCAGCUGCAAUGCCGAGUGGCCUAGCUCUACGACAAAGAGGAGGAAAGUAGAAGAAGCAAGUCUCCCAACAACAAAAGGCCGGACCAUAUUUUCACGAUCGAGAAGCAACAUAAUGGUCCCAAAGGAUCUCAAAGCCUCCAACUUUAGCUCGCUGGUCAAAGAGAUGGAAAGGAGUCUUAAAAAGCCCCCUUCCAAGCAAGCGGAACCCCCGAAGACCAAUCCAACGACAAUACACAACAAGGUACGUCGAAAUCGAUCAGCAUCACCAUUGGAAACAAAAAUCGCCAAACCCACUGCUUGGGGGGGCAGCAUUGAUGAGGAUAUGGUUGAUGCCCCCGACGCUCCUACAAACAAGAAGCCUUUGCAGGAAUCAUCAUCUGAUUUCGGUGGCGAUGACCUGGACGAUGAGUUCCUUGGAUUAGCAGAAGCUUCGAUUGAUCCCUUCGUGGAGUCCACCGGGAUAGUGUGCACGAAAGGAGUGCUUGGUACAAAAUAUGGACAAGGCUUAUCUUCAGAAAGGGACGAUCAAUUUUCUGACAAAAAUGAUGAUGAUUUACGCACGCGGCCAGAUAAGGAAGCAUCACACAACACAGACUAUGGAUUUGAUGUUGAUGAGUUUGACGAUGAUUUUGAAGGAUUCGGGGAUAACAUCGAUGAAAUCCUCGCGGGUUGUGAUCAAACCCCGAGCUACAAGGGCCCCAGCGCCAUUCAACAACAAUCUCCAGUAUCAAAGCAUCCGCUCCCGCACAAACGUACGGAAAGCCCGGUUGCAAUUGCAAAUGGUCUGCAAAACGAAACGAAAGAACAGUUUACAACUUUCAGCGAUGAAUUUGACAACGAUGAGUUUGACAUGGACUGCUUUGAUCAGCCCGUCCCACAAGGUGAAGACAGUCCAGAUGAUAACUAUAGAAGUCGCAAAGCUAUCAAGCGUUACUUGAUCGUGGAUGUUGCUGAUUCUACCUAUACUACUCCGAAAGGGCGUCUACAGCCAGAGAAGGUCCUGGCAGUACAGGAUGAAACCAACAAACGUAAGAAGGUCAUCGUGCUUCGGGACUCCUGGUUCGAUAGCCCGUGCGAUAAAGAAUCCUACAUACACUUGAUCGGCGAAUUUGAUGCAAUGGGUCAUUGCAUUGUCACUGACGCUCAAAAUAUGAUUAUAAUUCACCCUGACCACCUUAUAUCCGCAACAGUCAUAGCAGACUCGAUCAGUUGCCAACGACGAGCAGUACUACAGGAUCGCAUCAAACGAACAUCUGAUAUUGGCAAGCCACAAGUAUUCGGCAACAUAUUUCACGAGGUUUUCCAGGAGGCUAUGAAAUUGAAUCAAUGGGAUACGGCAUCCAUGCGGGCAUUGAUUGAAGAUGUUGCAGUCAAACACGUGGAAGAACUAUAUCUGAUUCACAUGAGCCUCAAUGAAGCUGUUGACCAUGUGAUGGCCAGGAUUCCCGGCAUACAAAACUGGGCAGACGCCUUCCUUCGACCAGAGCCAGGGGCACAUUCAUUCGUGGAGGACAGGAACAGUUCGAAACUGAAAUUAAGUGUCAACAAACUCCUGGAGGUGGAGGAGCACAUCUGGUCACCGAUGUAUGGGCUCAAAGGCAAUAUCGAUGCCACUGUUCAAAUUACCUGCAACGAGGGAGAGGGAGACAAAAACUUGAUUGUGCCCCUCGAGCUUAAAACCGGCAAUAAAGAGACGAACCAGGCUCAUCGAGCUCAAACUGCGUUGUACACCUUGUUACUUUCUGAUCGUUACGACGUGGAGGUUACGUUUGGCCUUCUAUAUUACCUGGAAACGUCAAAAAUCAUGCGAAUUCGAGGCAUACGGCACGAGCUCUUGCAUAUGGUACAGGAACGCAAUCGUGUUGCCGGGUAUGUGCGGCAGAGAUCACAUCUGCCCCCGAUGAUCAAGAGGCCUUCGAUGUGCAAUAGAUGCUAUUCGAAGACGGCUUGUUUCAUUUACCACAAACUUGUCGACGAUGGAGACGGCGAGACUAGCGGCCUUGGUGACGAGUUUGUGAAAGCAAUGGAGCAUUUGAAUCCAUCGCACCGCGACUUCUUCCGGAAAUGGGAUGACCUCCUUACGAAGGAAGAAGUGAGUAUGAUGAGGUUCAAGAGAGAACUGUGGACACUGCUCAGUCAUGAACGAGAAGCGCUUGGACGGUGUUUUGGCAAUAUCGUGAUUGAGCCUGGAACAACUUGCGAAGACAAGGACGGAACGAAAAUCAAUCGAUACCGCUAUACCUUCAUUAAAAAGCAACAGUCACCAUCGUUCUCGUUCACCGAAUCCCAGAUAACUGUUGGAGAGCCCAUUGUUAUUUCGGAUGAAAAGGGUCACUUCGCGCUGGCCAAUGGAUAUGUUGUGCAGGUCAGCCCCCGGCGCAUCACCGUCGCAGUAGACCGAAGGCUCCACAGUGCUAGAACAAGGUCAAAUGGUUUCGAUGCUACAACGAACCAGUCAUUCCGAGGCAUCAUGGAAAUCACGGACGGCAACGCUCCUUCUACCGCAUCCCCAAUAGAACCGGGAGAGGAGACGCUCUAUCGAUUGGAUAAGGAUGAAUUCAGCAAUGGCAUGGCUAUUGUCCGAAGCAACCUCAUCGCUAUGAUGGAGAAAGAUCUGUUUCAAGCCGGCCAGCUAAGAAGACUAAUCGUUGAAGGAGCGCCGCCUGCGUUUAAAGACAAGGUGCCUCGGUUGGCCGGUUUGGACAAAGCAGGCCUAAAUGUUGACCAAAAGCAAGCAAUAAACAGGGUUAUGAGCGCGCAGGACUAUGCCCUGGUCCUAGGGAUGCCGGGAACUGGCAAAACAACGACUAUUGCCCACAUCCUUCGAGCUCUGGUUGCUCAGGGGAAAAGUGUCCUCCUAACUUCUUAUACGCAUACUGCAGUCGACAACAUCUUGCUGAAGAUUCGAGAUGACAAUAUGCGCAUUCUCCGUAUUGGAGCGGCCACCAAAAUACAUCCGGAUGUUCAACAGUUCGCUCACCUCGCAGCUGCGCCCAAGAAGACUAUUGAGGAACUGAAGGCCACAUACGAAGACUCACAAGUAGUUGCUACUACUUGCCUUGGGAUUGGCCACAACAUAUUCAAUCAGCGCGUCUUCGACUACUGUAUCGUUGACGAGGCAUCCCAAAUAACGCUACCGGUGUGUCUGGGACCUAUCCGGAUGGCAAAGACGUUUAUUCUCGUUGGGGACCACUAUCAACUUCCCCCACUGGUGCAAAACAAGGAGGCACAGGCAGGUGGACUUGACGUCAGUCUGUUCAAGCUACUAUCCGAUACGCACCCCUCGUCGGUGAUAAACCUUGAACAUCAAUAUCGAAUGUGUGAGGACAUCAUGCUCCUCUCAAACACCUUGAUCUACUCAGGUCGCUUGAAGUGCGGCACCCCAGAAGUUGCUGCGCGCUCUUUGGAGAUUCCCAACAUUGGAGGUCUCAAGCAGCACCACCUUAACGGCUUCUCUCAAACAAGUCAGAGCCGCCAAUUAUGUUUGGGAACAGGCCAAGGCCGCUGCUGGCUACGUGACCUGGUUGAUCCCUCAACCAAAACUUGCCUCGUCAACACUGAUACGCUUGGGACAGCCGCUCGUGAUGUUGUCAACGGGUCGCGGAUAGUGAACCCUAUCGAGGCAACCCUAUGCAGUCAACUUGUAGAGGCACUUAUAUCGUGCGGCAUUCCGGCGCGUAGUAUCGGUGUCAUCACAUUCUACCGCAGUCAACUCUCACUCCUCAAACAGAACCUCCGACACCAUCUUCCAGAGCUUGAAAUGCACACUGCAGACAAAUUCCAAGGGCGAGACAAGGAAGUUAUCAUCUUAAGCUGCGUACGAAGCAACCAGGAGAACUAUGUCGGCGACUUAUUGAGUGACUGGCGCCGAGUCAACGUUGCCUUCACACGAGCACGCACCAAACUCCUCGUCUUAGGAAGCAAGAACACCCUCCGCAACGGGAAUGAGCUUCUAGGAAAAUACGUGAAGCUGAUAGAGCAGCGAGGCUGGACUUAUGACCUGCCAAAAAGCGCCGUGGAAAAUCACAUAUUCGACGACGUCCCUCUUUCAACGUACGACCACUUCACGCCCAGUCCCAAAAAGAGUCCCUCGGUGAAGAAGACGCCUCGCAAUCCAUUGAGCCCUGUUCAGGGACGCCAAUCAUCGUCGGGGCUCAAAAAGCCCGCGAAGAAGGGACUGAAGAUCUUGAGUGGUCAAAAGAUUCUCGGGAAUAAGCCUGUGUUACAAGAUGUGGUUAACGAUCUUGUGGGAUGA